Messenger RNA from Myotis lucifugus (little brown bat), 3144 nucleotides. RefSeq names its product myocyte enhancer factor 2A (gene MEF2A). The transcript has 14 exons. Gene Ontology annotation, molecular function: DNA-binding transcription factor activity, RNA polymerase II-specific; histone deacetylase binding; RNA polymerase II cis-regulatory region sequence-specific DNA binding. The coding region runs from base 370 to 1860 and encodes 496 amino acids. Lineage: Eukaryota; Metazoa; Chordata; Mammalia; Chiroptera; Vespertilionidae. Gene Ontology annotation, biological process: cell differentiation; heart development; positive regulation of transcription by RNA polymerase II. The record is from RefSeq and is a predicted model, not a curated record.
CUAAAAAUAGCCCCGGUGUGGGGAUCCGUGCGCGGCGGUCCCGGCGAGUCCCGGGCUGAGGGAGGGAGGCGUCUCCGGGCGACGCGGUGCUGGCGGCGGGUCCUGGCUGCGGCGUGUGCACGCCUGCCCGCGGCUUGGGGACACGGAGUCGCAUUUUGUGAAAAAGUCACAAAGAAGAAGUUUCUUCAAGGAUCCUAUCUAAGUGCACUUUUUGUUGAUACGUCAUUUCUAAUCUUACAGAAAAUUUCAGCGGUAGCCCUGGGACUAGAAGCUGCAGUAACAGAAGCCGUGUAUGAUGCAUUAGGCUAUUGAAGAAAAAUAAUUUUUGAAUAAAAUAUUUGGAACAGAAGGGAGGAAAGGUGACCGAAAAUGGGGCGGAAGAAAAUACAAAUCACACGCAUAAUGGAUGAAAGGAACCGACAGGUCACCUUUACGAAGAGGAAGUUCGGGCUGAUGAAGAAAGCCUAUGAGCUCAGCGUGCUCUGUGACUGUGAGAUCGCACUCAUCAUCUUCAACAGCUCCAACAAGCUGUUCCAGUACGCCAGCACCGACAUGGACAAGGUGCUGCUCAAGUACACCGAGUACAACGAGCCGCACGAGAGCAGGACCAACUCGGACAUCGUCGAGGCUCUGAACAAGAAGGAGCACCGAGGGUGCGACAGCCCAGACCCCGAUACUUCCUAUGUGCUAACGCCACAUACAGAAGAGAAGUAUAAAAAAAUUAAUGAGGAAUUUGAUAAUAUGAUGCGGAAUCAUAAAAUCGCACCUGGGCUGCCGCCUCAGAACUUCUCCAUGUCCGUCACGGUCCCCGUGAGCAGCCCGAACGCUCUGUCCUACACCAACCCCGGGAGCGCCCUGGUGUCCCCGGCGCUGGCAGCCGGCUCCGCGUUGGCGGACUCGGGCAUGCUCUCGUCGCCGCAGGCCGCGCUGCACAGGACCGUGUCCCCCGGCGCCCCGCAGCGGCCGCCCAGCACUGGCAGUGCGGGUGGGAUGCUGAGCUCGUCGGACCUCACGGUGCCCAAUGGAGCUGGGAGCAGCCCCGUCGGGAAUGGCUUUGUAAACUCAAGAGCUUCUCCAAAUUUAAUUGGAACCACGGGUGCGAAUAGCUUAGGCAAAGUGAUGCCUACAAAGUCUCCCCCCCCUCCAGGUGGCGGCAACCUUGGCAUGAACAGUCGAAAACCGGACCUUCGCGUUGUCAUCCCUCCGUCCAGCAAGGGCCUGAUGCCGCCCCUGUCGGAGGAAGAGGAGUUGGAGCUGAGCGCCCAGCGGAUCAGCAGCUCGCAGGCCUCGCAGCCCCUCGCCACCCCCGUGGUGUCCGUGACGACGCCCAGCCUGCCCCCGCAGGGGCUCGUGUACUCGGCCAUGCCCACCGCCUACAACACGGAUUACUCGCUGACCAGCGCGGACCUGUCGGCCCUGCAGGGCUUCAACUCGCCGGGCAUGCUGUCGCUGGGCCCGGUGUCCGCCUGGCAGCAGCACCACCUGGGCCAGGCCGCCCUCAGCUCCCUGGUGUCCGGCGCGCAGCUAUCUCAGGGUUCCAGCCUCUCCAUCACCAACCAGAACGUCAGCAUCAAGUCGGAGCCCGUCUCGCCUCCUCGGGACCGCGUGACCCCGUCGGGCUUCCAGCAGCAGCAGCCGCCGCCGCCCGCCCAGCCCCCCCAGCCCCCGCAGCCCCGGCAGGAAGUGGGGCGCUCCCCCGUGGACAGCCUGAGCAGCUCCAGCAGCUCCUACGACGGCAGCGACCGGGAGGACCCGCGGGGGGACUUCCACUCCCCGGGGGUGCUGGGCCGGCCCCCCAACGCCGAGGACCGGGAAAGCCCGUCGGUGAAGCGCAUGCGGAUGGACACGUGGGUGACCUAGGCCCGCGGCGGCGAGUGUGACCGCAGUGCACCGCCCGCGCCGGGGGUCGGGACCGGAGAAAAUGCUGACCUGAUUGACAGAGAAAAUGGCCAAAUCGAGGUGCACAAAGGUUUCCCACGUGGAAACGGUGAGGGCGGCGCCGUGGGGGCAGGUCUUCUCUCCGGACCCCCCCAGUGGCCCGACGUGGCUGGUUACGGAGACUCCGUCCCAGCUCCACCCGGAAAUGCCCCUUCUGGGGGGAUUCGGGUGCAGAUCGGGGCUCGGCCCGCCACCCCGAGGCGACCCCUGUGAAAGGGUUGUUCGACCCCCACAGGUUGGCGACCCACAGGUUGAGAACCGCUGCUGUACGGCAACCACAACCACAACCACAAUCACAUGACCAGGGGGCGAGGGGCUGUGCUUCCAGGAACCGAAUCCAGACUGUUACCCCUUGUCCCGCACGCAGUGACGGGAGCACGACACUCCUCACCACGACGCCACGUACGAACACGCCUCCUGGUGGGCGCCACCCCGACUGGGCAGGACACUAGCGGGGUCGCUUGGCACCUCCAUUUCUUACCCUUUCAGACGCGUGGGUUUUGUAUGACACCAUCACCAGAAAAUGCACCCAUCCCAAGGAAGUAUUUUAUUACUAAAAACAAAAACAAAAAAAGCUUCGCGUGAAUUGCACUGGCCGGGACAGCUUCCAGCCGCUGUCCUUCCCUCAGGACCCUCACCCCAGGGAGGGCGGGGUCCCCAUCGACCGUCACAUGGCCCCACCCCAGACGCCAUCGCCUGAGCCCUAAGUACGUCCACUGCGUUAGAGGCUAAAUCAGGGUUUGUUCUAAGGAACGUCUCACCGUUUCCCUUCCCUAGGGCUCCCCCUCAGGCACCCACAUGUUUCCGCACCAACCAUCCCGCGCACAAGAGACACAGUGAGCAGGAAGCGGGGCCCCGGGCGUGGGAGCCAGGGAGCCGGGCGCUGUGAGAAUGUGAAAAGGGUUUACAAAUGCAACACUUUCCUUUCUCUGUAGAAACUCCCUUCACUUUGCUGUGCGAGAAGACACUGCUUUGCUAUAUUUAAAACGGCUUUUUUACAAGAGAUUUAUGUCUUUGGUAAAUGUUUGUAGUCACCAGGUCACACGAAGCUGUACGCGGUUUGAUCAUGUGAACCGUUUGGCGGCACAAGCUGGACUUUGUUGCCAUCCUUGCGAUGAAAAUAAGUUACCCUGUUUUCCCUGACGUGUUUUUCCUCCUUAUUCAAUAAACAUAGUGACCUUUUUAUCAAAUGGUCGAGCUGCGGAG